AUGUAUCAGGAUAAUAAGCACAUUAUUCUUAUAGUCAUACUUGGUUUACUUAUUCACAAAUAUUGUUGUAUAGAACAAACAUAUCAACAUAAAGAGGCUAAACAAGCGCGUUUUCAUGUUGCCGAAUUUAAUUUUGAUCAUGUAGCUGAUGUCUACUCUAUUACAUUAUGGAUUUUACUUGGUUCAUUAGCUAAAGUUGGUUUUCAUUUAUCACAUCGUUUAACUGAGAAGUUUCCUGAAAGUUGUCUUCUAAUUAUUCUUGGUCUUAUUGUUGGCGGCCUACUUUAUGGCACUCAUUUAGCAGAACAAAAAGCUUAUGUACUCGAUAGUAAUACAUUCUUUUUGUUUCUUCUACCACCCAUUAUUUUUGAAGCUGGCUAUUUUAUGCCUAACCGUCCAUUUUUUGACAAUCUUGGUACAAUAUUAUUAUUAGCUAUAGUCAAUACUUUAUUUAAUACAAUAUGUAUUGGUCUUACAUUGUGGGGUUUUCAAUUUACACCAAUCUACGGUGGUACUAAAUUUGAAAUGCUACCUUGUCUUGUUUUUGCGGCACUCAUAUCAGCUGUUGAUCCUGUAGCUGUACUAGCAACAUUUACUGAAAUACACGUUAAUGAUAUGUUGUAUAUUGUUGUCUUUGGUGAAUCGUUACUCAAUGAUGCUGUUUCAGUUGUUCUAUAUCGUAUGUUUGAUUCAUUUGCUAAAAUCGGCCAAGACAAUUUAAUUGUAAUGGAUAUUGUUUUGGGUUUUCUAUCGUUUUUUGUCGUUGCUCUUGGUGGUGUUCUACUUGGAAUUGUAUUUGGAGUGAUUGGAUGUUUUACAACGAAAUUCACUGAACACACACCUGUAUUGGAGCCAUUGAUUAUUCUUGUCUAUGCAUAUUUAUCUUAUCUUACAUCAGAAAUGCUUUCAGUAUCUGGUAUUUUAGCUUUAACUUUUUGCGGUAUGGUAAUGAAACAAUAUAUACCAUUUAAUAUUUCAAAGAAAUCCGAUGCAACCACAGAAUAUGUUAUUAAAAUGUUAUCUUCUAUCAUGGAAACUAUUAUAUUUAUGUUUAUGGGUUUAUCAACAGUUAGUGAUAAUCAUUCGUGGAAUACGGGCUUUGUUCUAAUGACAUUAUUUCUCUGUCUUCUCUAUCGAGUUAUUGGCGUUAUAAUCUUUGCUAAUAUAGCUAAUUGUUGGCGUUUACUUGAAUUAACACGUAUUGAUAUGUUGAUUAUGUCAUAUGGUGGCUUACGUGGCGCUAUUGCAUUUGCGCUUGCACUUGUUCUGGAUGAAACAAAGAUUGAACGAAAAAAAGAAUUUGUUACAGCAACAAUAGCCGUAGUGUUUUUUACUGUUUUUCUACAAGGUAUUACUAUUGGUCCACUUGUGAAACUUCUUAAUGUAAGACGAAAACAAGUCGAAGAACCAACGAUGUCAGCUAAAUUAACAAGUCGUAUGAUGGAUCAUGUUAUGACUUGUUUAGAGGAAAUUUCUGGCAGCGGUGGAAAUAAUUCACUACGUGAUAAAUGUCGAAAUCUUGACCGAAAUUAUUUUAAACGCUUUUUAUUACGUGAAAAGCCAGAACAAACAGUGGAUAUUAAAUUACUAAAAGAAUUUAAAAGUAUUAAUGUACGGUCAGCUAUGCGAGUUCACGAUACAUCGAAAGGUCUUAUACCAAAUUCAUCUUCAACAGCUAUGCAGCAGUUACCAUCGGAAAACGCUUUUAGGCCAGAACGAAGAGCCAGACAUUUUUCAGACAUUGCCACUCCAAAUUCACCUCAACGAACAGUGCCCGAUUUAAUGUUAUUCGAAAGCCAGGGAACUGACCAUCAACGUGACGAUGCAAAAAUGCAUCGUUUUCUUGAUUCAAAUCUUCCUCAUGCAAGACGAAGAGCAACUAUGCAUCUUCGAAAUCAAGACGAACUAGCUGGUGUAGAGGAUGAACUCAAUAGUCGUUUCGAAAAAUUAUCUCAUCAUCGGGAUCUUCGAUAUGUACCCAUACGGCUUACCCGAGAACAAAUGCAUGCAAUUAGCACAAUUAGUAAACCGUCUGCUAAUUCUAAUCAAUCACCAACGUUAACAGCUACGCCAUCAAUUCAUGAUUAUUCAGAAACAGAAUUAACACCUAAUCAAAAUUCGAGAACAAAAUCAAAUGAUUCUGAUAUUGUGUUAACUCCUAAUAAUUUGCGUGAUAAAUCAUCAACCGCUGCUGAACGUGUCCGUCCAUGGCGUCGUUCAGCAAGUAGUGAUGAUAUUGAACUAACAUCUCAAGCAUUGCCUAAAUCAACGUCAAAGAAUCGAAAUGAUCCUAAUCUUCAUCCAAGAGAUUUAACAACAGCAGAUGUUAGUAAUUCCUAUAGAAAAUCAAGUGAACAUAUGAGUGAAGAUGCAGCAGCAACAAACCCCAAGGAAAAUUCUUCUCGACUAAAAGCCUCCGACUUAUUAGAUAAACAAUCUAAAAACUCGUCGAACCAGCCAAAGAAUCAGGCAAAUACUGUUGCUGGUCUUAGUGCUACUCGCUUGUGA
This is a messenger RNA of Rotaria socialis, 2508 nucleotides long. NCBI's taxonomy places the organism in Eukaryota, Metazoa, Rotifera, Eurotatoria, Philodinida, Philodinidae. The record is from the annotation of a GenBank genome assembly.